AAAUAAAUAUUUAUUCUAUUUGUUUUUAACUUUACAACAAAAAGCAAUGCUCACCCUUUGAAAUUAUAAAUUUUAAUCCGUUUUUUCCGAUUCAAUAGCCAAACAUGAACACCUUGAAAUAUUCCCAGGACAUAUCCCCCGGUAAGCAAGCUGCUUUCCAAGUGCUCUCUGGCGCAUCCGCCGGAUUCCUUGAGGUGUGUCUCAUGCAGCCAUUGGACGUGGUCAAGACACGCAUGCAACUCCAAGCCAAACCAUCUGCAGGUUCAUCUGAAGUAAUUUACAAUGGGGUGCUGGACUGUUUCGCAAAGAUGUACCGUCAGGAGGGAAUUCUAUCGUUCUGGAAGGGUCUGCUUCCACCCAUUUUGGCUGAGACCCCAAAGCGAGCCAUUAAGUUUUUGGUGUUCGAGCAGACGCGACAUUUCUUUCAGUUUGGCUCAGCGAAACCAACUCCGCUCUCGUUUUCGCUGGCUGGCAUGACGGCUGGCGUACUGGAGGCCUUCGUAGUGAAUCCCUUUGAGGUGGUGAAGGUGACGCAGCAAGCGGAUCGUAAAAAAAAACUGCGAACCUCGUACUCGGUGGCUCGGGAAAUCAUCAAAAGCGAGGGCUUCGGAAAGCGGGGACUGCUGAAGGGUGUAACUGCCACAGUUGGACGCAAUGGCGUAUUCAAUACGGUCUACUUCGGUUUCUAUCACACGGUGAAGAACAUGGUGCCAAAGUCGGAGAAUGCGUCGUGGGAGUUUGUGCGGAAGAUUAUCAUUGGCUUCACGGCGGGCACUUUGGGCUGCCUUUUCAAUACACCCUUCGAUGUAGCCAAGUCUCGCAUCCAGGGACCACAGCCAGUGCCCAAUGAGAUCAAAUACGAGGGCACCUUCCGAACCAUAGGCAUCGUUUAUCGCGAGGAAGGCAUCCGUGGUCUCUACAAGGGUCUGUUGCCUAAGGUGAUGCGCCUGGGUCCCGGUGGUGCAAUUAUGCUGCUUACUUUCGAUUAUGUCUACGAAUAUCUAUUGGCGAACUAUUCAUAGUAAAUUCGUAUUUUUACAAUCAUUCACCUAUGUCCGAGUAUGAUCAGAGAAUGAGUCCAGAUGAACACAGUCAAUAAAAUUCAGAGUACAAA
This is a messenger RNA of Drosophila albomicans, 1114 nucleotides long. RefSeq names its product mitochondrial 2-oxodicarboxylate carrier-like. The transcript has a single exon. Lineage: Eukaryota; Metazoa; Arthropoda; Insecta; Diptera; Drosophilidae. Bases 105 to 1022 code for a protein of 305 amino acids. The record is from RefSeq and is a predicted model, not a curated record.